UUGCUUCUGACAAUAUAAAGCUAUUUUCAGAAAAUUUAAGAGAUAUGGAUUUUAUAAAUCUUAUCAUUUACUUUCAAAAUGGCGAGGUUUAACACCGACAUUGGACGAUUUGAUUACCCAAACUCAGGUUUAAAUCGGCCUGAAGAACUAGGGUGCUUCUCAUUAGAUAUUAACAGAGAAUUUCACGAUGAUACAAGCCAGAGGAAAUAUUUUAUUAAACCUUCAAAUUAUGAUAAUGUUAGUUUUGAUCUGACAAGAGGAUACGAGGGAAUGGUGAAAAGAGAUGAAUUUAAGGACGAACAGAUCGACCAUCUUCUGAAAUGGAUAAAUAACCAUGAGCUGGGAAAUAUGCAAACCCACGUCAUAUGCCGCAGGGGUUUGUUAAAUCGUUUAAUGCGUACCAUGUAUGCGAAAAAAGAUGACUGGAAGUUCGCCGUCUCUCUUCACAAAGGUACCUACUACCUUUGUGAAUGCCCCACUGACCAGAGCCUGGCAAAAAUAAAACAUAUGAUGGGAGAAAAAGACGAAGAGAUGUGUGGAUGGGGCUACAAGUUUGAGCAAUAUCUCACCGCAAGUUCCGCAGAUUCCGAUCCAACUCCAGACCUGCAAUAUAACAACUGUGAAACCUUCUAUACUGUUGUGAAAGCCACGAUCGGCUCCCACACACUAGUGUAUUCGGGUGAGGUCGAUGCUGUUAGUACAGAUGAACCUUUUGGAGAACAUUAUGUUGAGUUCAAAACCAUCACACAUUCCGCGUUGCAGAGAAACAGUUUCAAAAGGUACAAACUCCGAAAUUGGUGGACACAGAGUGUUCUUGUUGGUGUUCCCGAGAUUGUUUGUGGGCUCCGUGAUGAUGCUGGUAUUGUUACCAAGCUACAAACAUACACCACUCAAGAUUUACCAACGAUGGCCAGUGACAUUCCUGCUCCAUGGAAGCCAAAUGUUUGCUUCAACUUCCUUGACAAGCUCCUUGACUUCAUCAAAUCUAAUGUGACAAUAGAUGAUCCAAGGCUCGUUCACCUGCUGGAGUUUUCAGGCAGGGAUGCGACUUGUACCCGGCUUCCAAUGGACUCCGAAUACGCUUUCCUGCAUAAAUGGUAUACUCACAAUUAGCCUGGAGUAUGUAGAUGCUUGACUCUAAUCCAGAUCAAACCGGUUCGAUGCAACGUCAUUGCCAUUAUUAGGGCAGCUGAACGAUUCAGACUACUAACACUAUGUUAUAGACAUAUUAAAAAAGUGCUUAGACAAUUUAAGCACUAUUUAACAAAAACGGUUCCACCGUUCCGAUGCAGCACUUGCCUUUGUACACCGUUACAAUGUUGCAGGGACCUUUGUACAGUGUUCGUUUGUUGAACGUCUCUAGUUUGAACAAACCACAUAAAAGCUGCACUCUCACAGGUUGAACGUUUUGACAACUAUUUUUUAUUUUUUGUUUUGGAAUGAGCCAUUUUUUUGCGACAAUCCAUGGAAGGCAGUUAUAUAAGACUGCUGCUGACAAAAACAUAGAACGCAGAUUAACUGAUAGUAUACAAGUUCAAAAAAUGAUGUUUUAUGCCUAAUUCUUAAAACGUGAGUAACGAUUUAAGCCAUAAAACAUUAAAUUUCUAACGGAAAUCUGCGAUCUUUUGUCAGCAAUAUUAUAUCAUUGGUUUACAGAUUUUUACGCAAAAAAAUUGCUAUUUCCAAGACAAACAAUAAAAAGUUGUAAAAAUUGUAAAUCUGUGAGAGUGCAGAUUUAACAUGUUACUUUUAUGUUUGAAAAUAAAACACUGCAAAAAUCAAUAUUUUUUAAUGCAGCUCAAAUACUCAGCGACAUUAAUUUCUUAAUGUUUGGUACUUUGCCUCUCUAUCCUCCUCUAUAAAUCAUGGUCCAAUGUGUCCCAGUCAUUCAUUGCUGCCUGCUUCAUUGCGUCAAUGCUCGUAAUGGUUUUGUCUUGUUAUUGUUAUUUGUUAUUAAUUCCCAAAUUUCUCUAUUGACUAAUUUGCCACAACAUUACUUUCACCCUUUUGUCAGUAAACCAAGGUUGUGUAUACAUGGCAGGUUUAAAUUCCUGCUGCGAAACCCAGUCACCACAGAAAAACACAUUGGUUGUUGGUAUCAGACGUUCAUGUAUACUAUCAGUAAACCGCUUAUCAAGUCAGAACAGUGCUAAAGCUCCCCGUACCUUAUCCCUAACAACACUUGGAUAUCAUUACUGGGUUUAAGACGCUGGUAAAGAGCAAGAGCCUUUUCCUUGGUCCAAAUAGCCUUAAAGGUGGAUAUUUGGAUACAGACAUAAUGGGUUUCCACCAGAGAAUAUGACAUUGUUCCAGUCAUAAUAUCUGCUCUUAAUACGUUAACUAGUCUUAUGUCCUCUGUAUAAGUCCCAGUUUCACGAUAGGCAACGUAUAUUGAGCUCCUUUAUCCGUUUCAACUUAUAUAUCGUAUGUACCUUCUGCUUUGAAAGGUUACUAAACUUUGAACCUUGUCCAUUCAUCAAAUGUCAAGAUCUGUUCAUGUGUUUUUACUGCCCACUAUUUGCUGCAGGAAUACUAAAUGGCAGUGGUAAAGAAAAUGUAUUUGCUUGCAUAAAUUCCAUCAUUCAUUUUUAUAUCACCAAAUAAUCUUUUUUUAGUUGCUCUCAUUUGGAUACCUAGUGUUGAAUAUUGUCUGCUUCAGUGAAAAUCGUAGGAAUGUUACUCUAAUAUUGAAGAAUUAUUACCCAUUGCAUCAAAUGAUUUUCGAUUAUGCUUAAAUACUUUAUAGAAGUGUUGACUAAAGUUGAUUUGUUUGUCAAACUAUGUAUAUGCUUCCCUCUAUUUUUACCAGCGUAUGUUUUGUAUUAAAAUAAAACAGCCUUAAUGAAAACUUUCAUUAGGGACACACAAUUUUAACUUAGUAUCCGAUUACAAAUUUAUGGUGAACGCUCUUACCGUGAUAAAUUAUACAUAUCGCGUCUAAAUUACGAUACUAUUUUUUGUAAUGUAAAACACACCCACUUGUGUUAUGUGUGUUUGAAUUUUUAAUUUUCUAUAUUGUUAUAUCAUGUUGUUUUUUAUAGUUUUGUGUAUAUAAUAACCCAUGCUUUUGUUGUGAUUGGUUAUAUUUUUAUAACAUGUUUGUGUGAUUUUUUAUCUCUUAGUUUGUAUGUAAGUUUUGAAACACAA
This is a messenger RNA of Mya arenaria, 3147 nucleotides long. RefSeq names its product decapping and exoribonuclease protein-like. Gene Ontology annotation, cellular component: nucleus; cytosol. Bases 79 to 1113 code for a protein of 344 amino acids. Gene Ontology annotation, molecular function: mRNA 5'-diphosphatase activity. NCBI's taxonomy places the organism in Eukaryota, Metazoa, Mollusca, Bivalvia, Myida, Myidae. The record is from RefSeq and is a predicted model, not a curated record. The transcript has 7 exons. Gene Ontology annotation, biological process: NAD-cap decapping; nuclear-transcribed mRNA catabolic process.